This is a messenger RNA of Xenia sp. Carnegie-2017, 1749 nucleotides long. RefSeq names its product casein kinase I-like. Gene Ontology annotation, molecular function: protein serine/threonine kinase activity; ATP binding. Gene Ontology annotation, cellular component: nucleus; cytoplasm. Bases 313 to 1614 code for a protein of 433 amino acids. Gene Ontology annotation, biological process: endocytosis; signal transduction; peptidyl-serine phosphorylation. Lineage: Eukaryota; Metazoa; Cnidaria; Anthozoa; Malacalcyonacea; Xeniidae. The record is from RefSeq and is a predicted model, not a curated record. The transcript is spliced from 8 exons.
GCGCUGUAUCGAUUUCUACGUCUUGGUUCAAUUCAAUCCAAAACAAAUUAAUGUUGGCUAUGUUUUCUAUUUAAAUUUAACAAUUGACACAAUCCUUUUGAAUCGGAGUUAGUGGAUACGCGAUGGUCGGAAUUUUUUAGUCAACUGUAAAGCAAAUCUCUCUGGCAUUGAAAAUCUCUCAAAAUUAAAAACCUUUGGCAGCGAAGAGCAGCGUUGCACAAUGGCGUCCUAUAUUGUAUAGUCGACCUUUAAAAUACGAUUUACUUACAUUUCUUCUCAUUUUCGAUACAAACUGCCGUCAACACUGCAUUGAUGGAACUGAGGGUUGGCAACAAGUAUCGUCUUGGACGCAAAAUUGGCAGUGGCUCGUUUGGCGACAUCUAUCUUGGAAUGAGCAUCGCGACGUCUGAAGAAGUCGCCAUAAAGUUGGAAUGUGUGAAAACAAAACAUCCGCAGUUGCACAUAGAAGCAAAAUUUUACAAAAUGAUGCAAGGUGGAGUUGGAAUUCCAACCAUUAAAUGGUGUGGUACCGAAGGUGACUACAACGUUCUUGUUAUGGAGUUGCUGGGUCCGAGCCUUGAGGAUCUGUUUAAUUUUUGUGAGAGAAAAUUCAGUCUAAAGACAGUACUAUUGCUUGCAGAUCAACUUAUCAGUCGUAUUGAAUAUGUUCAUAGCAAAAACUUCAUUCAUCGUGAUGUGAAACCUGAUAACUUCUUGAUGGGUCUCAGCAAGAAAGGAAACCUAGUGUAUAUAAUAGACUUUGGCUUAGCAAAAAAGUAUAGAGAUGCUCGCACCCAUCAACAUAUUCCCUACAGAGAAAACAAGAAUCUUACAGGAACGGCUAGAUAUGCCAGCAUAAAUACUCAUUUAGGAAUAGAGCAAAGUCGACGAGAUGAUCUUGAAUCACUUGGCUAUGUCUUAAUGUAUUUUAAUCUUGGCAGCCUUCCUUGGCAGGGUCUUAAGGCUGCCACAAAGAAACAAAAAUAUGAAAGAAUUAGUGAGAAAAAAAUGUCCACGCCAAUAGAAGUCUUGUGCAAAGGAUUUCCAACCGAAUUUGCAACAUAUGUAAAUUACUGUCGCUCCCUAAGAUUUGACGAUAAGCCAGAUUAUGCCUACCUUCGGCAACUGUUCCGUAAUCUCUUUCAUCGCCAUGGUUAUGCAUAUGAUUACAUCUUUGAUUGGAACCUAUUGAAAAUUAAUGGUCGAGAUGAUUCAUCAACAGAAAGAUCAAGAGAUCGACUUGAUCGCGAUAUUCCUCAGGAUAGAUUACACCAUGGGCGAACAUCAGCAAACCGUGCCAAUAUUGGUACUACAACCACUCGACUGCAAAGUGGCGCAGCACCAAAUCCUGCUGUUGGGUCUAGGCCUGUAUCACGUGGUGACAGAGAUCGUAGAGUGAGUAUGCGACUUCAUCGUGGUGCAGAUGGUGGUGGAGCUAUUGAAGGUGGACGCGGUGAACCUUCACGAAUGUCUGGUGUUAACACCCGUGCAUCAUUGGCUGCAGGUAAUGCUUCCGGAGUACGUCGAAUGGGUGGCUCUAGGGACAAAGGACUUGCAAACGAAGACUUCAUACCCAGGAGUUCUGCUAGACAAAUGCACAGAACUGGGAAAUAAUUAAACAGUGGUUGCAAUUAUUUACCUGCAUUGAGAAGACAGUGAUUUGCAUGAAAACACACUUAUGUGGAAUUGUAAAAUAACUCUUUGUAUAGUAGAUUGAAGAGAAAUUUUUAAAUUUGUCUGAUGUUCAAA